Molecule: messenger RNA, 2729 nt
Organism: Ostrea edulis (European flat oyster)
Lineage: Eukaryota; Metazoa; Mollusca; Bivalvia; Ostreida; Ostreidae
Exons: 8
Coding region: 411-1424 (337 amino acids)
Biological process (GO): endosome to lysosome transport; protein transport; protein modification process
Cellular component (GO): ESCRT I complex
Molecular function (GO): ubiquitin binding
Source: RefSeq, a predicted model, not a curated record
AUGAUGACGUAACUUGACUGACAAGUUCCUCAGAGAUUCUAUCAAAGAGAAAGUCAUUGUUUCUGAGAAGUUCAAAGAGUAUUUAUGUGAUCCGCUAUACAUGUACAUCGUAUUUCAUGAUAAACUGCCCAGAACACACACUAUCUAGAAAGAGUGAAAGGAGCGCUGCAAUUUAUCAAACGGUCAUGAAAUCGCACGUAAUUUAUGUAUAUAAAUAUGUUCACUUUAUAAGUACAGUUAUUUACAAGCGACUGAUACAAAUGCAUAUUGGAAAGGAAAAACAAUCCCAUUAUACAAAUGGGUACAUGUAAUUACCCGGCCCGAUAGAGAAAGCAGUUCGGUCAUUAUCUAUCUAUCUAUAGAUAACACCCACUUUAAACCGAAAAUAGGAAAUCCCCUUUUAUAGUACAAUGGCUGAAAGUUGGCUUGAUAAAGUUAUCUCUCGGGCAACUAGUCAGUACUUCUAUGCAAAUGAAACGAAAACGGAUGUCGUUAACACUGUAAGCGAUUUCAAAGACUUGAGACCUGGACGUGAGCCAUACUAUUUCGAAAAUGGGAAGAGACAGCAUUUAUUGACACUAGAUGGCACCAUCCCGGUAUCUUACAGAGGGUCUGUUUACAACAUACCUAUCGUGAUCUGGCUUCUGGACACCCAUCCUUACCAGCCCCCCAUGGUCUAUGUAAAACCUACCAGUACAAUGAAACUCAGGACCAGUACUGCUGUAGACUCCAACGGGAGAGUGAAUUUACCGUAUCUUAGAGAUUGGGAGUAUCCCCAAUGCGACCUCCUGGGGUUAGUCCAUAUCAUGCUCAUCAUAUUUGGCGAGGAGCCACCUGUGUUUUCUCGCAGAUCUACAAUAUGGCAGGCAUGUGCAACUCCAGACCGUGUCCAAACCGAUUUGUCAAGGGAAAAUUUUCAAGGUCAGACAAAAAAUAUGAAUGAAAAAGAAUUUAUGCGUUUCGUAAAACUCCUCAAACUUGCCAGAGAUGCUCUAGAAAGGUUCUUUAAUGAAGUUUUCCCAGCAUAUGAACUGCAAAGCAUAUUGUCAGAAAACGAACAUCGAAUUAAAAAUGGACCCUCGAAAUUACAAACGGAGCAGUUGUCUUUACUUUAUCCAGGUAGAGGAAAAGAUGUUGACUUGAGUUUAUUUGGAAUAUCGACCAUGUACCACUUUCUAAGAAAUUACGCAGAAGAUCUUGACCCUCCUAGUAAUGGAUGGGGUAGAGAACCGCAGAUUGGCCAAAAGAAAGAAACAGAUGAUGUUGAGAGAAUCCGAAUUCAUAGAAAUCGUAUUAUUCAGAUGAUAGAAUUUGAUCUUGAUAUCGAAGAUUUUAUCUUAAAAUGGGAGGAUCUCAAGCAGGAUAUUGCAGACACAUCUCUAAGGACGUUAUGGGAGUAUAUAAACAAUAGAAUUCUGGGAUAAUCUCUGUGGAUUAUUACGUACAUUGAAGCAUAGGUAUAUUUGUGAGUGCAAGUAUUUCACCUUUAAUUCAUGUGGAUAUAUUGGCAAGCUGCGAUACCAAACAACAACAAAAAAUAAAAACCAAAUUUGUCCCGGGUUCCAAGUAAACAUUCAAAAUGCUUAUGAGGACAAUCAAAUCAAUUAUUAUUACAUCUACCUUGUAAACUUCAGGCGCGAUGGAACAGGUGCGAAGUUACAUGUGGACGUGAUUUGACAAGAAGACUGGUUUCCAUAGUGUGUGAAAGUUCCAUGUUAGACAUGACCAGAAUUAAGAAAACGGAUCGAACACUCUAGUACAUAACGAUACAUGCAAUGAAAUCUCUGUGUAUGCAGUGGUUAUGAUGACAUACCAAGUUAUAACACAGUCCAUCUUACACAUGUGAUAUGUAAUAGAGUUAACUAUAAUACAUGUAUUUUUUCAGGCAAUCCUAAGACUAAGUAAAGGAGCCCUCUUGACUGAAGUAGAAAAGCUUUCAACAUAGACAGCAAUGCAACAAUAUAGCGAUAUAAGGUCUCAACCGUGCGCAUGUUUUUGUGCGCCGUAAAUCGAAGGUUUUUACAAGGGGUGGAUCUGUAGCUCUCUGAUCUGUCCCAAUAUUUUUUCAGAGAGCUACAGUUAUGCAGCUAAGACUCAUGGUACCACCUGGCAGUUGGUCCAUAUAUCAAACUUUGAAUAUAGUGUCACCACCUGACGAUUGCUCCAUCUACCAAACUAUGAACAUAGUGUCAUCAAACUCUGAAUAUAGUGUCAUCAAACUCUGAAUAUAGUGUCACCAAACUAUGAAUAUAGUGCCACCACCUGCCUUUUGCCAAAUUUCCAUCAUAGAUCCACCAACUGGCAAUGAAAAAUUUGCUAACAGAGGCCCACUAACAGGUUAUUACCAAACUCCCAACAUAUAGGCCUACUUGUACAUGUUAACAAAUAUUAACACAAUUACUGUGUUAAACACCACUCUGAUUCUAUUAUUACUCUGAAGUCGUUAUUGGAAAGAUGCUGGAGUCCCUAGUCUUUAGCUAUCAGGUCUUCCAACUGUCUUUUGGAAUUCUCAUGGGUACAACCUGUGCUCCAUUAUUAGCCGACCUCUUUUUCUAUAUCUAUGAGGCAGGAUUUAUUGAAAAAACUUCUACAUGACAAAAAAUAUUUUGCUGUAGCAUUCAACUUGACAUUUAUGUAUAUUGAUGUUUUACCGAUUAAGAAUACUUACUUUUCAUUCACCUGUUGAUUCAGCAUAUCCCAGUGAAAAUGAAAUAAAAAGAUGCCACUAA